CACAAACUUCCACCAAAGACUUCAAUGUCUGGUACGGUAUCGUCGUCUCUAAAACUGAGAAAAACAUCGUGCACAUCAUCCGUGAAACGAUGGUUUCUCAGUUUUAGAAUCUGCUAUACUCGUAAUCCGUGUUACACACCCUAAUCGGUUGAAGAUUCUCGUUCAUUCUAAUGCAAUGUCAUCACCUCUGAAACUCAAGAACAUGUCGUCUUCGAAGUCGAAUCUCUGAUUCUUUCUUUGUUCAGUAAACGAUGUGUUCUUGUGUUUCGAGGUUAUGACGUUGGUUAACAAUCAUAACUUAUUUCGAUAUGUCUAUGUUGAUUCAGUUGAUGGAGGAAGAGAUUAAAGCGGGAAAGUUUCUUGAAUUUGCUGCAGUUCAUGGAAAUCUUUAUGGGACUAGUGUAGAAGCUGUUGAGGUUGUUGCUGAUGCUGGAAAGAGAUGCAUCCUUGACAUUGAUGUUCAAGGAGCAAGGUCUGUUCGGGCUAGUUCUCUUGAGGCUAUUUUCGUCUUUAUUUGCCCUCCCUCAUUUGAGGAGCUUGAGAAGCGCCUUCGUGAAAGAGGGACAGAGACUGAAGAACAGAUCCAGAAAAGGCUUAGAAAUGCCAAGGCUGAGCUUGAACAAGGAAAAUCUUCCGGCCUUUUUGAUCAUGUUUUGGUGAAUGAUGAUCUUGAGGCUUGUUAUGAACGGCUUAAGAAAAUCUUGGGUCUUGAUGGAAGCUCUGAUGCUACCCUAAAAACGCAAACUGAGGUGUUUGAUUUGCCAAUGGAUUUCUCAUUAUCCAAAAUCAACGAAAAGAUCCUGAUAAACAGUGGGAUUGAUGAGCGAAGGAUUGUGCUGGACUUAUCUUCCAUGAAAGGUGGGGCCCCUGGGAGGACAAGAGGGCUAUGUAUGUACACAACUGGCAACUGAUGGUGUCAGCCUUUUUCGAUACUAACUUUAGUAAUGAAUUUCUAUUUGAUUUAUAAUUUUAAGGAAAACCCAAAAGGAUUAACUUCAGGAAAGGAGAAUAGUGGUAGUUUUUUGAUAAUUAUUUUUCUAGAUUUCGGUCAUAUUGAUGAUUUAGAAGUAGAAAAAUGAAGUAGCUUUUGCCAUAUUGCUUUGUAUUUGACCAAAACUGAUUUGAUUCUUUAAACAUAUGGAAACAGAAAAGGAAUUUUACUCU
Molecule: messenger RNA, 1164 nt
Organism: Lactuca sativa (garden lettuce)
Lineage: Eukaryota; Viridiplantae; Streptophyta; Magnoliopsida; Asterales; Asteraceae
Product: guanylate kinase 1
Cellular component (GO): cytosol
Molecular function (GO): GMP kinase activity
Source: RefSeq, a predicted model, not a curated record